AUGAACGAUGUAUUAGACAUUCACUCGGAUGUUAUCUUCGAUGAGACUAUUACUCAUUAUGAAAUUCAUGCUCAUCAGCCGUAUUCAUCGUCGAGCUUCGAUAAUAACGAUGAGAUAAGAAUCGCCAUACAGCACCAAGAAUUAAAUUUGCUGCCAUCGCAAAGCUACAUACAUAUAUUUGGAAGACUUUCGACCACCGCAAAUACACCGGUGACUUCGACUCAAUUGGUGAAUAAUGGCAUAUGUCAUCUGUUUGACGAAAUACGCUAUGAAAUCAAUGGGAUUGAAAUCGAUCGAUGCAAAGCAGCUGGUAUCACGACUACUAUGAAAGGAUGUGCCUCGUUCAGCUCUGCACGGGCGCAUCGUCAAGAGAAUGCUGGCUGGUGUAACGAUCUAUCGCAGCACCCGCCCGUCGCUGAUACUGCUGGAAAUUUCGAUGUGCAUUUACCGCUUAAUAUGAUUUUUGGUUUUGCUGAGGAUUAUAAAAAGAUCAUUGUCAACGCAAAGCAUGAACUAAUUUUGGUGAGAUCACGCACAGAUCUAAAUGCAGUGGUGCAGUUGCGGCCCCAGGCAGUCGAACUUGGUGAAAAUCCGACGCAGGCCCAGCGCGAUGCAGCAGCGCGGGCGGCGCAACCGGAAGCAUUCAAGAUAACUUUGAAAAAAAUAGAAUGGUGUAUGCCGUCGAUACAACUUUCAAAUGCUAAUAAAAUUCAGCUUCUCAAAGAACUGGAGACAAAUCGACCUGUUAAAAUAGCUUUUAGAUCGUGGCAGCUGUUUGAGUGGCCGUCUAUACCUGUGGCGACAAGACAACAUGUUUGGGCCGUUAAGACCUCGAGUCAGCUUGAAAAGCCACGAUUCGUAAUUAUAGGCUUCCAGGCCAAUCGAAAAUCAAGUGCUUACCAAAACGCGAGCAUGUUCGAUCACUGCCACAUAACUAAUGUCCGGCUAUUUUUAAAUUCUCAAUAUUAUCCCUAUGGCAAUUUAAAUAUCGACUUUACACAAAACCAAUAUGCUCGUCUUUAUGAGAUGUAUGCCAAUUUCCAGUCGAAUUAUUAUGGCAAAAAUUCAAAACCAAUGUUGAGUCGGGCGCAUUUUAAGGAUUAUAUGCCGCUGAUAAUCAUUGAUUGCUCGAAGCAGAAUGAAUCUUUGAAGGCAGCGCCGGUAGAUGUGCGCAUCGAAUUUGAGUCCAACGAACCUUUUCCACCCAAUACGUCUGCAUACUGUCUUAUCUUGCAUGAUAGAAUCAUAGAACAAAAUAUUUUGAGUGGAGAAAUUAAAAAAGUAACAUAG
Trichogramma pretiosum is the source of this 1290-nucleotide messenger RNA. RefSeq lists its product as uncharacterized. Lineage: Eukaryota; Metazoa; Arthropoda; Insecta; Hymenoptera; Trichogrammatidae. The record is from RefSeq and is a predicted model, not a curated record. The transcript has a single exon. Bases 1 to 1290 code for a protein of 429 amino acids.